Hemiscyllium ocellatum (epaulette shark) is the source of this 1378-nucleotide messenger RNA. RefSeq names its product heat shock protein, alpha-crystallin-related, b2 (gene hspb2). Gene Ontology annotation, molecular function: structural constituent of eye lens; protein folding chaperone. The record is from RefSeq and is a predicted model, not a curated record. The transcript has 2 exons. Bases 155 to 703 code for a protein of 182 amino acids. Lineage: Eukaryota; Metazoa; Chordata; Chondrichthyes; Orectolobiformes; Hemiscylliidae. Gene Ontology annotation, biological process: protein refolding; response to heat.
UUUCCGUCCGAAUUUAACAACACCCCCUCCCUCAGGAAUGUUCUGACAGAAACGACUCUGAGGUUUCUGAGACGGACUGACCACAGUCUGCUGGGUCAGGCAGAUCAGACCAGUUUGUGUUGUCGUUGUGCUUCCCUGCUUGCUGAGCCUGACAAUGGAGGACAAGACCUUGCCACAUGCCUAUCCGAUGAGUGUAGAGUACGAGAAGGAGACGCCAACAACUAUCCACGACCAGAACUUCGGGGAAGGUUUGUCACCAGAAGAUAUUUUAGCUCCUACGUUAUACCAUGGUUAUUACAUCAGACCCAGGAUCAAUAAGCAACUGGACCGAGGCUUUUCAACAAUUGAAACAAAGCAUCAUAAGUUUCAGGUAUUUCUGGAUGUGUGCCAGUUCCUGCCGGAUGAGAUCUCUGUCCGGACAGUGGAUAACCUUCUGGAAGUGACUGGAAGACACCCGCAGAAACUGGACAGUCAUGGGUUUAUCUCCCGGGAGUUCACCCGCACCUACAUCCUACCCCUGGACGUGGACCCUCUGCUUGUUCGGUCAUCACUGUCCCAUGAUGGUAUCCUGUGCAUUGAGGCGCAAAGAAAAGGAGAUGAGAUCCACCCCAAAGUAAAUCAAGUGAAACUCAACGUGGAGUCAGCACCCAUGGCAAAGGAGCCUGGGGAAGACCCCGGAAAAGAGAAACGGAAGGAUAAGUAGCUCUUGCAGUAGGAUAGGGAGACCUCCAAUAAUUGAUUUUGAUAGCAAGUCUUCUGUUAAUACACCUGAUCUCUUCUAGAAAGCAGGGCAAAAUAUUACAAUGACUGGGCUACAAGUGAGUUAUCAGUUAAAGUUGCAAACAAACCUUAAAAAAAAGGCUUGUUUUGACAAUUUGAUAUCUUUUGUAUUUAUAAAGCUAGAAACCUAAUUAUUAAUAAUAGAUGCAAAUUCAGUCUGAUGAUUGCUCUCAUGAUUAAGACGUGCCUUUGAUUUAUUGCCCUUUGCUCCUGUUCUCUGGAAGAAAAUGACACAUAUUGGAGCACAAAUACAUAAUGUGUCCUCAGCUAACUUCGAAUGUUCUUCACAAUUUCAUGGCUCAGCCUGACUUGCCGACUAAGAAUCCAUCUCCCCAGUUUAACUUUCUGGACCAUCAAGCCGGACUCCUUUCACAGCUGUUGGUUAAAUAAGCACCUACGAGGAAUUGAGGCUGGGACCUGCAUACUCUCUACAACUGAACACUGCACUACUUUCCACUGAGCUAUUGGCAAAUCUUUUCUGCCAUUUCUGAUGUACAGCUUGUUGAAUUAUGAACCAAAUUUAUUAACAAACACUUUGACAACUAAUGUAUCCAAAAUGCAUUUAUUUGAAACCUGUAAUGACAACCGUUAUUGCUUU